GCAUCUCCACAGUGUGCCUAGCUGUUCAAUCAUGGCUGUAAGUUUGUUGUUGGCUGAGCUUUUAGCACUUUGUGCUCUCUGUUGUGCUUUUCCUCAGUGGAGUAAUUUGCCCCAGAGUUCUCAAACUCUGAUGCUUCAAAAUGCUAACCAGCAGGUUAAGCAGCCGGUUCAACAACAGCCACCGAGCCAGUGGGUUCAGCAGCCGGUUCAACAGCAGCCACCCAGCCAGCUGGUUCAACAACCUAACCAGCAGUUUCCCCUUCAGAAGCCAGUGGCACAGACAGAGCCCAUUGAUAAGUGUACUGUAGCUGAUUAUGAUCAGAUCCCAUGUGGACAACCUGGGAUCAGUGGUGCUGAGUGUAACGCUAUCAACUGCUGCUUUGAUGGGCAGCAAUGCUUCUAUGGAAGGGCAGUGACUGUCCAGUGUAUUCGAGAUGGUCAGUUUGUGGUAGUGGUGGCUAGAGAUGUUACUGUGCCUCAACUGAGUCUGGAUUCGGUUCGUCUACUGGGUGGAAGUGACCCACCUUGUGCUCCUGUGGAUUCCACACCUUCCUUUGCUAUAUACCAGUUCCCUGUGACCGCAUGUGGCACGAGUAUGAUGGAGGACAGUGGAUAUGUGGUGUAUGAGAACAGAAUGACCUCCUCAUACGAAGUUGGCGUUGGACCACUUGGAUCCAUCACGAGGGACAGUCACUUUGAGCUUCUCUUCCAGUGCAGAUACUCUGGAACAUCUGUGGAAGCUCUGGUUGUGGAGGUCAAUUCUGUUCCUCCACCUCCACCAGUAGCUGCUCCUGGACCUCUCAGGGUGGAGCUCAGACUGGCCAAUGGCCAGUGUGUCACCAAGGGCUGUGCUGAAGGGGAUGAGGCCUACACGUCCUACUACAGUGACGCUGAUUAUCCCGUCACAAAAGUCCUGCGGGAGCCCGUGUAUGUUGAAGUGCACAUUAUGGAGAGGACAGACCCCAACAUUGUCCUGAUGCUGGGACAUUGCUGGGCCACCUCCACCUCCAGUCCACUCAGUCUGCCCCAGUGGGACCUUCUGAUUGAUGGAUGCCCUUACCAGGAUGACCGUUAUCUGACCACGCUGGUUCCAGUAACUGGAUCAUCUGGUGUGCAGUUCCCGACCCACUACAAGCGCUUUGUUGUGAAGAUGUUUACGUUUGUAGAUCCAACCUCACUGGCUCCUCUGCAGGAAACGAUCUUCAUCCACUGCAGUACAGCGGUGUGCCAUCCGUCUUCUGGCUCUUGUGAGCAAAGCUGCGCCAGGAAACGAAGAGCUAUUGCUGUGACAACUGACAGUGCUGUGGUUUCUAGUGGAGAAAUGAGACUGAUUCCAUGACUGCACAACAUUUUAAUAAACUAUUAAAGACCUUAAA
This is a messenger RNA of Puntigrus tetrazona (Sumatra barb), 1376 nucleotides long. Its product is annotated as zona pellucida sperm-binding protein 4-like. NCBI's taxonomy places the organism in Eukaryota, Metazoa, Chordata, Actinopteri, Cypriniformes, Cyprinidae. Gene Ontology annotation, cellular component: egg coat. The coding region runs from base 32 to 1339 and encodes 435 amino acids. The transcript has 8 exons. Gene Ontology annotation, biological process: prevention of polyspermy; binding of sperm to zona pellucida. The record is from RefSeq and is a predicted model, not a curated record. Gene Ontology annotation, molecular function: acrosin binding; structural constituent of egg coat.